GAAAGUAAAACACCGAUGGAGUCAUCAACUGAUCGUUCAACUCAAGCAAAAGCUUUCGACGAGACGAAAACUGGCGUGAAAGGGCUAGUGGAUUCGGGUAUCACAAAGAUCCCAUCGAUGUUCCAUGCAUCUCCGGUUACUCUAGCAAGCAUGCAAGCACCACCACCUCCUCAUCAUAAGCAGCUCACGAUCCCCACCAUUGAUCUGAAAGGAGUAAGCGUUGACAUGACCAAACGUCGAAACGUGGUGGAGAAGAUGGGAGAAGCAGCUGAGAAAUGGGGUUUCUUCCAAGUGGUUAAUCAUGGUAUCCCCGAGGACGUGUUGGAGAGGAUGAUCGAAGGGACUCGUGGGUUUCAUGAGCAAGACCCUGAAGCUAAGAAAAAGUUCUACACUCGUGAUUACGCUAGAAAGUUUCAUUACACGAGUAAUUUUGAUGUCCUCACUUCUCCCGGGGGCUGGAGAGACUCAUUGGCUUGUUACACUGCACCAGAUCCUCCUAGUUUGGAUGAACUACCCCCCAUUUUCGGGGAGAUUAUGAUGGAGUAUUCAAAGAAAAUGAUGAAUUUAGGUGAAUUGCUCUUUGAGCUUCUAUCAGAGGCAUUAGGGUUAAGUCCUAAUCACCUCAAGGACAUGGACUGCACCAAAUUUCAAGUGAUGUUUGGCCAAUAUUACCCACCUUGUCCUGAGCCUAACCUUACUUUAGGCAUAUACAAGCACACUGACUUUUCGUUUAUCACCAUUCUUCUUCAAGACAAGAUUGGAGGGCUUCAAGUUCUCCAUGACCAAUACUGGAUUGAUGUUCCUCAUGUUCCCGGAGCUCUUGUCAUUAACAUUGGAGAUCUUCUUCAGCUUAUGACCAAUGACAAGUUCAUUAGUGUGGAGCAUAGGGUGAUUGCAAAUAGAUCAAUAAAACCGCGGAUUUCGGUAAUUUGUUUCUUUAGUACUUUCAUGAAGGAGAAUCCUCAAGUGUAUGGACCUAUCAAAGAGCUUCUAUCAGAACAAAACCCUGCCAAGUAUAGAGACAUAACCCUCACCGAGUUCUCAAACAUGUUCAGAUCAUCAGUAGUGAUCGAUACUCCUCCAUUACCCCAUUUCAAGAUGUGAGACAAUUGGCCUUUUUACUACAAAUUUGCCUUUAUACUACAAAUAUAUGCCAAUUGGGUAAUUUAUCAAACUCUUUGUUGUCUUCCUCUUAAACUAUCUCUUAUGAAACCACUUAAUCUUCCUUUCUCGUAAGGUGA
Messenger RNA from Capsella rubella, 1241 nucleotides. Its product is annotated as 1-aminocyclopropane-1-carboxylate oxidase homolog 5. The record is from RefSeq and is a predicted model, not a curated record. The transcript is spliced from 3 exons. NCBI's taxonomy places the organism in Eukaryota, Viridiplantae, Streptophyta, Magnoliopsida, Brassicales, Brassicaceae. Bases 16 to 1104 code for a protein of 362 amino acids.